AUGGUAGCAAUGAAGGCCAGAAUGGAUCGACUGGGGGAAGAUAAUCAAAGGCUUAGAAACAUUUUGAUUCAAUUGAACCGCAACUACAAUUCUCUUAAAAUGAAAUUACUUGCAGCAAUGCAGCAAGAUAACAACAGAAAUGGAGGUACAACUGUGGCUAGGCAGUUCAUGGACCUUGGCCCUGGGUUAAAGGCACCGGCGGCGGGGAUAAAUGAGGAUUCUUUGACGGAGAGAGUGAGCCAUAGGUGGUUGGAAUCGCCGGCGAGCGAGUUGGAGGAGGCAGGUCAUCAUGACUAUCUUCUCAAGAAGAAAUGUUGCGGUGAUCAUGACGGAAAGGGGAUUGUUUACAUGGACCGUGCGAUCAGGCGCGAUGGCAGAAGCGGCGAAGGAAUGUUCAGAGAAUUGAGACCUGACGGAGGUGGGCGUCCAAACCAAAAGGCUAUGCUGUCUUCUACUUCCAAGAGUUCUGAGCAGCAAGUGGGUGAGGUUACUAUGAGAAAAGCUCGUGUUUCUGUUAGAGCCCGCUGUGAAGCGCCCAUGAUCGCCGAUGGAUGCCAGUGGAGGAAGUAUGGGCAGAAGAUGGCGAAAGGAAACCCAUUUCCCCGAGCAUAUUUCAGGUGUACAAUGGCUGCAGACUGCACCGCUCGCAAACAAGUCCAGCGAUGCGCCGAGGACCGCACGAUCCUCAUCACCACGUACGAGGGUAAGCACCACCACCCUCUCCCGCUGGCCGCAAUGGCGAUGGCUUCCAUGACCUCCUCUGCCGCCUCGAUGCUUCUUUCCGGCUCCAUGCCCAGCCCUGACGCCGCCCUCAUCAAUCCCAACUUGUUAGCCUGUGCCGUCCUCCCCUGCUCCUCCACCCUCGCCACCUUCUCCGCCUCCACCUCCACCUCUUUCCCCGCCGUCACCCUCGAUCUCACCGGCUCCCCCGCCUCCCCUCUCCCUUGCCACAAAACCGAAUAUCCCGAGUUCCAAAUCCCGCAAAUCUUAGCCCAAUCGCUCUGCAACUACUCCAGUUUCUCGGGGCAGCAAAUGCCGGCUGGCGCCGGGGAUCAGAAACUACUAUCGCUUGCCGAGACGGUGAGGGCAGCGACGGCGGAGAUUACGGCAGAUCCUAACCUUACGACUUUGUUAACGGCUGCGAUUAAGUCUAUUAUUGGCAGCGAUGGAGAUGGGGGUGGAGCUCGGCAGGCAGAGAGUCCUGUGGCUGUUAGCAAUGAUACAGAGCUACGAAGUGUUUAA
Dendrobium catenatum is the source of this 1242-nucleotide messenger RNA. RefSeq names its product probable WRKY transcription factor 31. Bases 1 to 1242 code for a protein of 413 amino acids. The transcript is spliced from 3 exons. Gene Ontology annotation, biological process: regulation of DNA-templated transcription. Gene Ontology annotation, molecular function: DNA-binding transcription factor activity; sequence-specific DNA binding. The record is from RefSeq and is a predicted model, not a curated record. Lineage: Eukaryota; Viridiplantae; Streptophyta; Magnoliopsida; Asparagales; Orchidaceae.